Molecule: messenger RNA, 3708 nt
Organism: Oncorhynchus kisutch (coho salmon)
Lineage: Eukaryota; Metazoa; Chordata; Actinopteri; Salmoniformes; Salmonidae
Product: Krueppel-like factor 4
Exons: 5
Coding region: 383-1567 (394 amino acids)
Biological process (GO): regulation of transcription by RNA polymerase II
Molecular function (GO): DNA-binding transcription factor activity, RNA polymerase II-specific; RNA polymerase II cis-regulatory region sequence-specific DNA binding
Source: RefSeq, a predicted model, not a curated record
CUCAGCAACACGAAGGCGUGUCCACCAGCGAUGAUUUAAGCGGUAGGAAACCCUUGCCCGCUGUCACUUUGUCAGUUCAGUCUGUUCUCUAGUCCAUGCAUGGAAGUGGAAUUGCUAAGGAGACGAGGGAAUCCCCUAUAGUGUCGCCUCACUCCUGAUGAAUUUGCAUCAACGUUAUUACCAAGCUUGUUUUUUAUCGGUCUCAGUCUGCCUGUUCCAUUCGCUGCGUCCACAAGCAUGGCUUGGAGUGAAGUAUAGCGCCACAUCAUCUCGGACUGUCAACCCGUGAAGAAUACACAACUGAUGCUGUACAACAAACGGUGUAUUUACCAGAAGAAAUUCAUCAGAGGAACCAGGCAACCCACCAAGUGACUUCGACAAUAUGGCAUUGAGCGGGACGCUUUUGCCAUCCAUAUCCACAUUUGCAAGCGGCCCGAAUGUCAAGAAUAAAUCCAUGGGACAUGCGAAUUUAAGAUGGAAGGAGGAUAUCUCCACUGGCAUGACCAAGAAAGAGCCUGAAGAUCUGGACCUGCUAGACUAUGACUUUAUCCUGUCCAACACUAUGCUACAACAGCAGGCUGAGGCCAUGGCAGCAAGCGGGUCCCAGAACCUGUCCCCUUCCCCGGGCUCCUACUCCUCCUACCAGCUCCCCUCUCCCCAGGACUCUGCCCACAGUGACAUGCUGUACACCAUCCCUGACAUCAGCGACGUGUCCCCCUCUGGGGGGUUCGUGGCCGAACUGAUGAGGCCUGAAUUGGACCCAGCAUACCUCCACCCCACCAGCCUCCAUGGCAAGUUUGUGGUGAAGACCACCAUGGAUAUGGCAGAAUACGGCCAAAGCAUUAAUGUGAUUAGUAAAGCCGGUGUUGGUGUCAGUGCUGCCACGGACCCCUCCUCCUUGCCGUUUGUUUGUCAUAUGAUAAAGCAGGAGAACCCCAGCAUGUGCAACAUCACCCAACCCAUGGAUCUCCACCUUGGGGGGGUGAACUCACACUCCCAGCCCAGAACUGGACAGAGGCCUCACCUCGACCCCCACGGUUUCUCCCCAGGGGGGUGUCCUAUGACAGCCAGCCGGUCAGCUUCAUCUCUGUCUCCAGACCACCACCCUUCCAGCCAGGUGUUAUCCCACCCCCAGAUCCCUCUGCCUGGCCAGGGCUACCACCACAGCUCUCCGACAAGCUACUCGCCCUUCCCUCAACAGCCUGGGUCUCUACGGUACCAAGAGCUCAUGUCCCCGAGCGGAGACUGUCUACCGGAGGAGCCCAAACCCAAACGCGGCCGGCGCUCCUGGCCCAGGAAGAGAAUCGCAACACACACGUGUGACUACGCCGGCUGUGGGAAAACGUACACCAAGAGCUCCCACCUCAAAGCACAUCACCGAACGCACACAGGAGAGAAGCCUUAUUGCUGUGACUGGGAGGGCUGCGGCUGGAAGUUUGCCCGUUCAGACGAGCUCACACGGCACUACAGGAAACACACGGGGCAUCGCCCCUUCCAGUGUGCCAAGUGUGACAGGGCCUUCUCAAGGUCUGACCACCUGGCUCUACACAUGAAGAGACACCUAUGAGACACUCACUGGACACCAUGGACCAAUACUAAAAUACUAUAAAUAUUAUUAAACAGCGACCUGAACUUGUGACUUACAAAUAAACAUUGCCUUCUAGCCAUCCAUUGUCAAAGCACCAAUACAAGCUAUGUGUUUCCUGGUAGUGUUACACUCUCAAGGGUCCAACCCUAUGACUAAAGACUGUUCUUUGUCCAUCUAUGGGCUUGUGAUCUGACAUUUGACAAGACCCCUCAGAACAACCUCUUUUGUGGGACAAAACUGGAAUUGCUAAUCUAUUUAUCGACAAAACCUGGAGGACUAGGUGCCAACGUAUGACUGGAAAUGUAUUAGCAGAGAGUUACAGGGACAGCCCUAGCCACUAAGUGACCACCGAUUUUUUUUUUUUAUUGUCUGAAGAUUAUGAUCAUUUUCCCUAAAAUGUAAAUUGCCUUUUACAUACUAAUGGGGGAGGAAUCAGAAAGAUCACAUACUAACGGGGGAGGAAUCAGAAAGAUCACAUACUAACGGGGGAGGAAUCAGAAAGAUCACAUACUAAUGGGGGAGGAAUCAGAAAGAUCACAUACUAACGGGGGAGGAAUCAGAAAGAUCACAUACUAACGGGGGAGGAAUCAGAAAGAUCACAUACUAAUGGGGGAGGAAUCAGAAAGAUCACAUACUAACGGGGGAGGAAUCAGAAAGAUCACAUGCUAAUGGGGGAGGAAUCAGAAAGAUCACAUACUAACGGGGGAGGAAUCAGAAAGAUCACAUACUAACGGGGGAGGAAUCAGAAAGAUCACAUACUAAUGGGGGAGGAAUCAGAAAGAUCACAUACUAACGGGGGAGGAAUCAGAAAGAUCACAUACUAACGGGGGAGGAAUCAGAAAGAUCACAUACUAACGGGGGAGGAAUCAGAAAGAUCACAUACUAACGGGGGAGGAAUCAGAAAGAUCACAUACUAAUGGGGGAGGAAUCAGAAAGAUCACAUACUAAUGGGGGAGGAAUCAGAAAGAUCACAUACUAAUGGGGGAGGAAUCAGAAAGAUCACAUACUAAUGGGGGAGGAAUAUGAAAGAUCACAUACUAACGGGGGAGGAAUAUGAAAGAUCACAUACUAAUGGGGGAGGAAUCAGAAAGAUCACAUACUAACGAGGGAGGAAUCAGAAAGAUCACAUACUAACGAGGGAGGAAUCAGAAAGAUCACAUACUAAUGGGGGAGGAAUAUGAAAGAUCACAUACUAACGGGGGAGGAAUCAGAAAGAUCACAUACUAACGGGGGAGGAAUCAGAAAGAUCACAUACUAAUGGGGGAGGAAUCAGAAAGAUCACUACUGGAAUUAUUUGCAUUAUAAGUCAAAACUUUCUCAGAGCAAGCUCAACUUGCCCGACUGCUAUAAAUGCCAUACAUUAUCUGUCUUUCAGUAAAAUAAUGGAGAGGAACCAGAAAUAUCAGUUUCAGGCUACUGGAAGUCUUAGCAGUUUGGUUGUUUUCACUGCAAUAAUGGGUCAACCUCAGAGCAGGCUCAACUUGCGUGACUGUUCAGUUCACUUGACCCUGGCCCUUAAUGUCAUUCCCUGUAUCGGUUAUCAGGGAAACAAGAACCUCGGACAGAACACAGACGGAACACAUCCUAAGAGGCCUUCUCCAUUCAAUCAGAAACAGUCCAUUUUGUCUUUGUGAAGUUCAUACUGUUCAACAUACUGUAUUAGACAUUUAUAUUUAUAAUACUCUAUUCUUCCAAGCCAUUGACUUCAGGUACACUUUAAAUGUAUAUGUUACAGGAUGGUGCUCCAAGACUUUACUAUGUUAAAAGGUACCAAAGAAUUUGAAAAAGAAAACCGCUGAGAGUAUAAAAGUGUGGUGGUCUUGUCUGUGAGUUUCCUGGAGAUCUCUUUUCUUCCACAAUUUGACUUUAAUCAGGUGAAUUACUUUGCUCCUCAUUGGUGAUGGCAAUCUCUCAACGCGCUGUGGUCGCAAAGUGCAAUAAUGUUAUAUGAGACAUUCAUAUUAUUUUUUUAAAGAAAUGAGUAACUCUGAACAAAGUUUUUUUUGUUUAUAGACAAAAUAUGUUAUAUAAUCUUGAAUGUUGUACAUUUGUAAAUAAAAUGCUUUUAAAUGUUUUGUAUUGUCUUUUACAACAUAAAGAAUAAAAUAUAUUUGAAAUGA